UGAUUGGGAAACAGCGAGAAUCUGAAGGCUGAUGAGGGUUUUGUAUAGCUCCACCUCCUAAGUGUUUCUCUUCUUCUAGCGUGAGAGAGCGAGCGAGAGAGAGAGAGAGCGCAAUUGGAAAUUGCUCCACACACACAUGCAUAGCAUACCCGGGCAAGGUGUGCUGCUGUGCAUGUGAAUCUACUGUGGUAUCAUACAAUUAAAGAAGGGAUACACUCAUAGAAAUAGGUUAUUUACUUACUAUUUGGAAGCAGGUGAACAGAUAUUGUCCGGGCUUGUCUGUGGUUCAUACCAAGUGGAAGCGUUGAGUGGAGAUUCAUUGAGGAUGACGGCAGUUUGAUGGCAGUGGUAUACAACGUUGUUAGUAUACGCAGAGGAAUGCAGUUAGACCGGUUCAGAGUUGCAAACAGUUUGAGUUCCCUUUGAGGAAAAGGAUUGUGAAAAAAAAAAAAAAAAAAAAAAAAUCACGUGUGCGGUGCUGCAUCAAGAUUUUUUUUAGACGCACAAGAAUCAGAUCCAGUACUCAGACUUUUCAGAAAAAGAAGGGUACAAACCCAAUUGGACUUUGUUUUAGCAGGAUCUGGAUAUUUUUUAAAGGGAUAACAUUGAUCAAUGGUUAAGUGCAUCCGUGGAUUUUUUCUUCUUCAAAGGAUUGUAUUUUAUUUUAAGUGGGAGUUUUGGGCUGGUGUAGCUGAUUUAGAAGCGGUGAGGGAACGCAGCUCCUAGCCGGGGAGAAGCGCGCACAGCCGGCUUAGAGGAGCAACUGUCACCCGCAAAGACUGAAGUCUUGCCCAGGAGCCUGUGCCGAUGGAUCCAUUGCUUGGAUCACGAAUUGUGUGGACCAUCUUGCUGGUCUCUUGCUGUUCUAGGACUGUGAGAAGUAGUAUUAUCUACAAAGUUCAGGAGGAGCAGCCACCCAAUACACUGAUUGGGAGCCUAGCGGCUGACCAAGGACUGCCAGACUCUGGCCACCUCUACAAGCUUGAAAUGGGUAGCCCCUAUCUUCGCGUGGAUGGCAAAACUGGGGACAUCUUCACCACAGAGACACCCAUUGACCGAGAGACCCUGAAAGACUGUCAGAACCUCUUUGAAGGGGAACCGUGCAAACUGGAAUUUGAGGUGUCUAUCACAGACCUCAUGCAAAACCACGGCACUCGACUACUGGAAGGCAAAAUUGAGGUCUUGGACAUCAACGACAAUACCCCGCAGUUCUCUUCCCCUAUUCUUACUCUCUCCAUCCCAGAGAAUACCCUCCUAGGGGCCCUCUUUCCUAUCCCAUUGGCCACUGACAGGGACUCUGGCCGCAAUGGGAUAGCUAAUUAUGAGCUGACAGUUGGCACUGAAGGACAGGGGCUGUUCGGGCUGCAGGUGGCGGAAGAGCAAGAGGAGAAACAGCCACAGCUCAUUGUGAUGGGCAACCUGGAUCGAGAGCAGAAGGACUCAUAUGACCUGAACAUCAAGGUGGAAGAUGGUGGGAGUCCACCACGCUACAGUAGCGCCUUGCUCAGGAUCAGCAUCACUGAUGCCAACGACAACCUACCGAAAUUCGAGAAGCCACAGUACGAGGCUGAGCUGCUAGAGAACAGCCCUGUGGGACACUCUGUGCUUCAGGUAAAAGCCAAUGACGCAGACAUGGGUCCCAAUGGGGAGAUAGAUUACUCCUUCCACCAAGCCGUUGAUGUGGUGCUGAGAUUGCUGCGGCUCGAUCGCACCAGUGGUGUGAUCUCUGUGAAAGGACUUGUGGACAGGGAAGAAAUUACUACGCUCAGGUUCUAUGUGAUUGCCCGGGAUAAAGGACCUAUCCCUAAGAGCUCCAAGACCUUGGUGAUAAUACAUGUAAAGGACCAGAAUGAUAAUGCGCCCACCAUUGAGAUCCGAGGGAUUGGGCUGGUGAUUCACCAAGACGGAGUAGCCAACAUCUCUGAGGACAUGCCCAUUGGAACCCCAGUAGCCCUGGUGCAAGUCUCAGAUCGUGAUGAAGGGGAGAACGCGGUGGUCACUUGUGUGGUGGCUGGUGAUGUCCCCUUCCAGUUAAAGCCAGCUAGUGAAUCUGCAAGUGAAAAGAAAAGGAAAUACUUUCUACAGACUACCACCCCUUUGGAUUACGAACUGGUAAAGCAAUACCGGAUCGAAAUUGUGGCAGUAGAUUCCGGCAACCCAGCUCUAUCUAGCACCAACUCCUUGAAGGUCCAAGUGACAGACAUAAAUGAUAAUGUCCCUGUGUUCUCGCCCAGCCUUUUUCAGGUCGAUUUUUUUGAAAACAACAAGCCUGGGGACAGGGUAUUGGAUGUAGCGGCUACAGACGCAGAUAGUGGCACCAAUGCAGAGCUGACAUACUCCCUAAUCCUGGACCCAUCAACCAAAGGCCUCUUUGAGAUCAACGAAGACACUGGGGAAGUGAAAGCAAAAAAUCAGCUUGACCGUGAGCAUCGGGAGCGCUAUGAGUUUGUAGUGGCUGCAGCUGACAAGGGUGUCCCUAGUCUUCGAGGGACAGCUACAGUUGUAGUGAGAGUAUUGGACCGCAAUGACAAUGAUCCAAAGUUCAUGUUAAGUGGCUACAGUUUCUCUGUGUUGGAGAAUAUGCCCCCUCUUAGUCCAGUUGGCAUGGUGACAGUCAUUGACUCUGAUAAGGGUGAGAAUGCUCAUGUCCACCUUUCAGUAGAGCCAGAUAAUGGCAAAUUUGUCAUCCAAAAUGGUUCGGGCACCAUUCUCUCCAGCAUCUCUUUUGACCGUGAGAAAGAAAGCACCUACACCUUCCGCUUAAAGGCCGUAGACGGAGGGGAUCCACCUAGGUCAUCCUAUGUUGGGGUGACUAUCAAUGUCCUUGAUGAGAAUGACAAUGCCCCGUACAUCACACGGCCUUCUAAUUCCUCCUACAACCAUCUAGCACCAUUCACCAGCCCUGAUACCAGGGUGGAGAAGGUGGAGGCUGAAGACAUUGACACUGGCCCCAAUGCAGAGCUAGUCUUUAGCAUUAUAGGUGGAAAUCCCCAUGAGCUCUUCCACAUUUCCCCCUCUGAUGGAGAGAUCACUUUAGUCAAGGAAAUACUUCGGAAGCACAUUGGCCUUCAUCGACUGGUGGUCAAGGUGAGCGACAAAGGAAAGCCCCCAAGACAUACUACGGCUCUAGUGCACAUUUUUGUAAAUGAGACCAUCAGCAAUAUCACAAUGGUGGAGGCUCUGGUAGGGCAUAGUCUCUACACACCCUUAGAUACAGAUAUUGCUGGAGACCCUGAUUACAGCCAGGCUACCCAACGUAGCAACAUCCUCUAUGGUAGCCUUGCAGGGAUUGCUGGGGUCAUUGUGGUCAUUGUAGUUGUGAUGGUGAUCCGCUACUACUUGCAGAAAGAGGCCAAGAGUGGUUAUCAAGCUGGAAAAAAGGAAAACAAGGAUCUGUAUGCCCCAAAACAGGGACCUAAGGGUAACAAAGGCAAGAAGGGCAAAAAGGGUAAGGCCCCCAAACCAGCAAAGCCCCUAGAGGAGGACGAGGAAGCCAGCCUUCAAAAAGGCCUCAAGUUCAACCUGAUUAACGAUGGGGUCAACGACAGCCCUAGAAUCCACCUGCCUCUCAACUAUCCACCUGGCAGCCCUGACCUAGGGCGUCACUACCGCUCAAAUUCUCCCCUGCCCUCCAUCCAACUUCAGCCCCAGUCCCCCUCUGCCUCCAAGAAACACCAGGCUGUGCAGGACCUCCCAGCGACCAACACCUUUGUCGGGACAGGUGACAACACCUCUACAGGCUCUGACCAGUAUUCGGAUUACAGCUACAAGGCCAACCCUCCAAAAUAUAGCAACAAACAGCUGCCUCAUCGACGGGUGACAUUCUCUACAGCCAAUCAGGCACAAGACCUGCAGGACUCCUCUCAGCACAACUAUUAUGACAGUGGGCUAGAGGAGUCAGAGACCCCCAGCAGUAAGUCAUCGUCAGGACCCCGAAUUGGACCCCUGGCCCUUCCCGAGGAUCACUAUGAGCGCACCACUCCUGACGGCAGCAUUGGCGAAAUGGAACACCCCGAAAACGGUCUCAGACCUCUGCCAGACGUCGCUAUGACUGGGAACUGUACUAGGGAAUGCACUGAAUUUGGACAUUCAGAUGCCUGUUGGAUGCCGGGACAACCUUCCCCUACCCGCAAGACCAAGAACACCCCCAAACUCUCUACCUUUGUGCCUUACCAAGAGAGGGGGAACCAGGAUCGGCUGACCAAUGGGAGCCCCAGGCUUAUGGAGGAACGCAACACCAAGGUCGCUAACAUUCGCUUCCUGCCCCCAUACAGUGCCUUCUCCAGUACUAGCCAUGAGCCCAGCAAGGACUCCCCCAUGGAAGAAAUCCCUCUCACCCAGGCCUCAGAGUCUCAACAAGCCACCACCCCUACUACCCAGAAUUCCAAGCGAGAGAUCUACCUGUGAGGGAUUUUCCUGUGCCUGUUUGCUGCCGAAAUAGGAUUGACGUGUUUUAAAAAAAAGGCUUUAGAAUCCAAAAAAAAAGAAAAAAUAAUCUAAAUGAAGAAAAAUUAAGAAACGAAACUGAAGGAAUGUAAACAGAAGUUAAAUGUUAUUUGUAUGAUUUAUGGGAACACAAUUUACUGGUGAACAUUCUUAUUUUUAAUUUUUAGUCAGAACACACUUUUGUCAUUUUCAAAAAUUAACGGCAAGCCCUUUUUUUCUGUCAGGCUGCUUGGUUUUCUUACCUGUGGAGCGGUCAUUUCUUUGAAUCAAAUGGUUCAAGAAAUUCCAAAGGUACAAUCAAUGCUGUAGUGCUAUCACCAAGAUUUCAUACAACUUUCAUCUGCCUGUUAACAAGUCUUCUAAGCAGCAGGGAAUGGUCAAAUAUCGGAGAAGUCUUUAUUACUGUACAGUGCUGUAAAUACAACCUGUGGAUGGUGUUUAAACGUCUGUCAAACGCCAAUAAUUUUCUUCCGCUGUAAAGAGCUUCAAAAUAUUUGCUUUUUAAUUGUUUCACAGCAAAAUGAAAACAAAAUGACCUUAUGUAGAUUUCAGCCGUGUACAUAGAGGAAGUUACACCACAAAGCAGGAAGUAGAGAUGACCUGACAAAAAAAGAAACUAAAAUUGUGACAGUGCUGGACUGUGUUACUCCAUCUGGAUGUAUGCUACCAAACCUGGGGGAUAGACUGCUAUCUUUUUGUGACCUUCUCCCUCUAUUCAGUUAGUUUUACUGGGUUGAAAAGAUGGGUUGUGGGCAGUUAGUGUCUUUCUGUGUUCGAAGUGAAAGGGUUAGGCUGUUUUAGUUGCUACUGUGUCUGCACUGUAUUUUUUCUUGCUCUGUAUUUGCAUACCGCUCAACCUCCUGGGGAAUACUGACCUUAAUAUUUAGGGAUAUUGUCAAACAUAUGGGAUAUUUAUUUUAUAUGUAAUAACAGUUGUUUAAAUCUGUACUUGAAGUUGACUCAGUGCCACUUGUGUAUUUACAUAGUGAUUUGUUUUCUUUUUUCUUUUAAAUGUAUUAUAAUUACACAAACGUGUUUAAGAAACAUUGCCUGGUGUUUUAGGGUUAUUCACCAAUAAGUGAUGAAAAACGCCUUGAAAGCUUGGGGUAAGGAGUUUGCAGAAAUAACAAAACAAGACCAUUCACUCAAGCCUUCUGCAAGGAUUCCUUUCUAACUACUUACAGUUUCUUAAAA
Acipenser ruthenus (sterlet) is the source of this 5640-nucleotide messenger RNA. RefSeq names its product protocadherin-1-like. The coding region runs from base 808 to 4407 and encodes 1199 amino acids. Gene Ontology annotation, cellular component: plasma membrane. NCBI's taxonomy places the organism in Eukaryota, Metazoa, Chordata, Actinopteri, Acipenseriformes, Acipenseridae. Gene Ontology annotation, biological process: homophilic cell-cell adhesion. The record is from RefSeq and is a predicted model, not a curated record. The transcript has 5 exons. Gene Ontology annotation, molecular function: calcium ion binding.